CUGCAGCGCCCGUGUGGAAUGCGGGAGCAGGCUGCGCACCAGGACUUUUAUGGAAACUUGCUGCUGGCGCGCCGGGGCCAGAGGGCUCGGGACGCCCGGGGCGGCGGGGGCAGCGCGCAGACCCGGACGCGCAGCGCGGAGCAGGAGGAGCGGCGAGGUGCCCGGGCCACAGGCGGGUACAAGAAUAUACAAAGCAUCAGCCCCAAACAACAUAGAGCAAACAUGAAUGACGUUUCGCAAAAAGCAGAGAUUCUGCUGUCUUCAUCUAAACCUGUUCCCAAAUCCUAUGUGCCAAAACUUGGCAAGGGUGAUGUAAAGGAUAAGUUUGAAGCCAUGCAGAAGGCCAGGGAGGAGAGAAACCAAAGGCGAUCGAGAGACGAAAAGCAAAGAAGAAAAGAACAAUAUAUUAGAGAGAGAGAAUGGAACAGGAGGAAGCAGGAGAUUAAAGAAAUGCUUGCUUCAGAUGAUGAGGAAGAGAUCUCUGCUAAAAUAGAAAAGGCAUAUGUCCCAAAGCUAACAGGGACGGUUAAAGGUAAAUUUGACGAAAUGGAGAAACAUAGACAGGAAGAACAAAGGAGGAGAACAGAAGAAGAGAGGAAACGCAGGCUUGAGCAGGACCUGUUGGAAAAGAGGAAAAUACAGCGUGAGCUAGCAAAAAGAGCUGAGCAGAUUGAGGACAUAAGCAAUACGGGAACCGAAUCCGCAGCAGAGGAAGGUGAUGACUCACUGCUUAUAACAGUGGUGCCUGCCAAAUCAUACAAAACACCUGGAAAAACAAAGAAUCCUCAGGACCUGGAGAAAGAACAAGGGAAUGAGAGGCUAAAUCAAGAAGACGACAAAACAGUAAGACAUGAGGAAGAGUGCAGAUCUCUCAAGGAAGCCAAGUGUCUUUCGUUAGUCAUGGAUGAUGAAACUGAGGCCCAAAAAGAAUCACAUUUUCCUGGAAAAUUGAAAUUAACCUUUGAAGAACUGGAGAGACAAAGACAAGAAAAUCGCAAGAAGCAAGCUGAGGAGGAGUCGAGGAGGCGCUUAGAGGAAGAGAGGCAAGCCUUUGAGGAAGCACGGAGGCACAUGGUAAAUGAGGAUGAAAACCAAGUUGUGGGAAAAGUCUUUAAAGACUACCGCCCUGGAAAACUCAAACUCACUUUUGAAGAGCUAGAGAGGCAAAGGAGAGAGGAUGAAAAGAAGAAAGCAGAGGAGGAGGCCCGGAGGAGAAUAGAGGAGGAGAGGAGGGCAUUUGCUGAAGCAAGGAGAAGCAUGGUACUAGAUGAUGACUCCCCAGAGAUAUGUAAAACAGUUUCUCAAGAAUCUCUGAUGCCUGGAAAGCUGGAAAUUAAUUUUGAAGAAUUAUUAAGACAAAAAAUGGAAGAAGAAAGACGGCGAACAGAGGAAGAACGACGGCAUAAACUAGAAAUGGAGAAACAGGGAUUUGAGCAACUGAGACAAGAAAUGGGAGAGGAAGAAGAAGAAAAUGAAACGUUUGGAUUGAGUAAAGAAUAUGAAGAACUAAUCAAAUUAAAAAGAAGUGGUUCUAUUCAGGCUAAAAAUCUAAAGAGUAAGUUUGAAAAAAUUGGACAGUUGUCUGAAAAAGAAAUACAGAAGAAGAUAGAAGAAGAGCGAGCAAAGAGGAGAGCAAUUGACCUUGAAAUUAAAGAGCGAGAAGCAGAAAACUUCCACGAGGAAGAUGAUGUUGAUGUAAGGCCUGCAAAAAAAAGUGAAUCUCCCUUUACUCAUAAAGUUAACAUGAAAGCCAGAUUUGAACAAAUGGCUAAGGCAAGAGAAGAGGAGGAGCAAAGGAGAAUCGAAGAACAAAAGUUACUACGAAUGCAGUUUGAGCAGAAAGAAAUUGAUGCGGCAGUACAGAAGAAAAGAGAAGAUGAGGAGGAAGAAGAAGGUAGCAUCGUUAAUGGCUCCACUACUGAAGAUGAAGAUCAAACCAGAUCAGGAGCUCCAUGGUUCAAAAAGCCUUUAAGAAACACCUCAGUUGUAGAUAGUGAGCCAGUCAGAUUCACUGUUAAAGUAACAGGGGAACCCAAGCCAGAAGUUACAUGGUGGUUUGAAGGAGAAAUGCUGCAGGAUGGAGAAGACUAUCAGUACAUCGAAAGAGGUGAAACUUACUGCCUCUAUUUACCAGAAACUUUCCCUGAAGACGGAGGAGAAUACAUGUGUAAAGCAGUCAACAAUAAAGGCUCUGCAGCAAGUACCUGCAUUCUUACCAUUGAAAUGGAUGACUACUAGGCUUCCUUCUUUCCUUGGAACUCUUUCUCCAACUCUUUUGCUACAUCUCUGUGGAGGGGCCAAAAGGAGACCAGAGGUGCCACUAUACUGACUUAAUACCCUUUCCCAAAACAGGAGCUCAUCCAAAGAAAGCCUUUCCCAAUGCUCACCAGGUUACCAUGUUGUGCCCAGUAAAAUGCAAUUGACAGGGAAUGGAGAUGUAUUCUUUCUGUCAGAACCUAAAACAAAAGCUUUGUAUUUUCCACACUUAUACCAAUUAAGGCUGAAUUUAAGAGCAAGAGUUUUACGUCUAAAAUUAGACAGAGGACAAUGAGAUUGGCACUAAUCAGACUUCCUCUGUAUGUGACUGCUGUAGACCUCUGAAGCAGAUAUACUGACGGAGAAGCAUCGUUCUUCUCACAACAAAGGAGGAACACUGAAAAGCCCAAGCAGGGUGCGUGUGUGCGUGUGUGAGUUUAAAGAAACUACUAAAUUUAAUACAAACCAAAGCUUAUGCAGUGUUCUAAGUGUGAUGAAUAUGUAACAUGUCUUUUCAAAUGUGUAAUGACUUUUAACUUUAUGCUAUAACCUGCCUGAACAAAUUACACUUUAAUGAGAAAAAUAUUAGUAUUCCAUUCAGGAGAUAAUGUUUUUGUUUCAAGACUGAAAAAGGAAGAGAUUUAGGAGAAAGUGAUUGAUAUUACAUUCUAGCUUUAAAAAUAAGUCUGUAAAAUGUCAGGUGUGACAACAUUUGCACACACCUUUACUCCCAGAACUUGGGAGACAAAGGAAGGUAGUUCUAUAUGAGUUCAAUGUCACCCUGGUCUAUAUAGGGAAUUGCAGGAUAGCCAGUACUACAUAGUGAGACUUUCUGGAAACAACAAAGUCUGUAAAUAUAAUUAAUUAUAACUAUUAUGUUCUAUUACUUUUGGUUGAUUUAUAUUUAUAUUCAAUUUCCUGGAAAACAAUUUUACAUUGUGAAACCAUAAUAAAGUUACCCAUG
This is a messenger RNA of Phodopus roborovskii (desert hamster), 3220 nucleotides long. RefSeq names its product nexilin F-actin binding protein (gene Nexn). The record is from RefSeq and is a predicted model, not a curated record. Gene Ontology annotation, biological process: mitochondrial fusion. Bases 19 to 2238 code for a protein of 739 amino acids. Lineage: Eukaryota; Metazoa; Chordata; Mammalia; Rodentia; Cricetidae. The transcript is spliced from 14 exons.